This is a messenger RNA of Ixodes scapularis (black-legged tick), 1439 nucleotides long. RefSeq names its product dehydrogenase/reductase SDR family member 7-like. NCBI's taxonomy places the organism in Eukaryota, Metazoa, Arthropoda, Arachnida, Ixodida, Ixodidae. Gene Ontology annotation, molecular function: oxidoreductase activity. The transcript has 8 exons. The record is from RefSeq and is a predicted model, not a curated record. Bases 443 to 1402 code for a protein of 319 amino acids.
UUGUGAUCCCGGGAACAUCUUAUCGAACCCGAUAACGCGGGGGCGAAUGUCGCUUGCCUCGAAUGUAUCUGUGCGAAGAAAGCGGGCGUCGGACACGCUGUCUGUUAUCUAUACUUCGCUUCACCCCAGGAUGGUCCGCAGUGGACGCUACGAGCCAUCCCAGCCAAUCAACAGCUGCGAAAUUAUCGCGUAGCUGUCGCGGUGCCUUUCUCCGAAGGUCACGUGCCACUCACAAGGAACUAAAUUGGCUUCGAGCACCCUCCGCAGUGUCCUCCGCGGUCCAUCGUGGUGAAAAGACUAAAGCGCUAGUUCGAGUAGGCGCCGAGUGACGGCUGAGAGUCGAGGAAGAUUGCCAGAGCAGGGACGCUGGGUGUGUCGCAGACAUAACUCUGCGGUGGUUUAUGUUCGGGUCUCCCCGAAAAUCGCGUGAAGAAAACAAAACAUGAUUUGCGUUUUGUUCGAGCAUCCGUUGGCCGCCUGGCUGCUGUUAAUUACGCUGGCGGUGGGGACGUUCCUUGUCUGGCUCAAGUACGCCGACGCUGACCUGCCCUUGGUGUUUCUUUCCAAGUUUGGUCGAUCCCCAGGCGUCCUUAAGGGCAGCGUGGUGUGGAUUACGGGAGCAUCCAGCGGUAUCGGCGAAUCCCUGUCCUAUGAGCUGGCCAGGGCGGGGGCCAAGCUAGCUCUUUCUGGAACCAACACGGAAAGGCUGCGCGCAGUCAAGGACAAGUGCAUAGCUAUGGCAAAGGACACGCAGGUAAUUCUGGUACCCUUCGAUCUAAGCGAUUUCAGCUGCCACGAACGCCAGCUGAAGGCAGUGGUGGACCACUACGAAAGGGUGGACGUGCUGGUGAACAAUGCGGGGCGAGUGACCUUCGAAGAGUUCGAAGAAUUCACUUACGAGGAUGACAGAGCGCUGUUUGACGUGAAUGCGUUCGGCCCCGUUUCUCUGACGCGACUGACCUUGAAGCAUUCGAUGCAACAACAGCGACGACUGCAUGUUGUCGUCAACUCCAGCAUGUCUGCUAUGCAAGGUGGACGUUCCUGCUCGGUGUACGCCGCGACGAAGAGCGCGCUGCAGGGCUACUUCAGCAGCCUGCGGUUGCAGGGAAGGAUGACUGGAGCUGUGGACGUAACUGUCGUCUUCCCGGGGCCAGUCUUAACACCCAUCCAAGGGGACGUGGAAAAACUGAAAAAGUGUCCAGACAUCCGCAUAAUGUCGUCCGAACGCUGUGCCCAACUCAUCGCCGUGGCCAUCGCUAACAAAGUCGACGAAGCGUGGAUCUGCGACAACCCGGUGCUGAUGACUUUCUACUUCUGCCAGUACCUUCCCAAUGUUUUUCAAAGGUUUAUUGCCUGCAUGCUUCCCUGGAACCGAACAGCAUUGAGCAGCAAGAACAAAUGAUGAAAAUAAAACAUACCGGACAAAGACAUUAAAAAAA